Rubroshorea leprosula is the source of this 2795-nucleotide messenger RNA. NCBI's taxonomy places the organism in Eukaryota, Viridiplantae, Streptophyta, Magnoliopsida, Malvales, Dipterocarpaceae. The record is from the annotation of a GenBank genome assembly.
AGUGAGAGAAAUAGUAAUUGCUUUUCACAGUUGACACUAUGCCAUGUUCCCAUCGGAAAUCGACUGUUUCUCCCAGUAUCCAACCAGUAGUGACUUCUGAUUCCUUUGCUGGCAACAUCUCUGGUGGUUCUUCUCCGCAGUUGGUGGCAAUCCUAAGCAAGAAACUUCAUGACGAGGUCAAGAUGAUAAUCGAAGCUGUCCAAAUUGCAGACCCAUCGCUUUCUAUUUCUCCAGCGACCUUGCUCCAAGCUCCUCUGGCUCUUCCGAUCAUGGGUUCUACUUCUUUUCCUACUCCGGCAAACUCCCCAGUAAAGUCUACCUGGGCCGAUGUUGUUGCUAAUUCUGGAAAAGGUACUCUGACUUUUCACCCACCUGAAUUUCAGAAUGGUAGAUUAGUAGUUCCUGAUGAUGUUCAUGUUGUGGGUUUGGAAUCUUGGAAUAAUUGUUUAGUGGGUACAUUUCUUGGUGGUUCCUCGUCCAACUAUGGCAACAUUGUUCAUACUGUAAACAAACUUUGGGGUAGAAAGGGGAAAAUAAUUGUUACUGGAGUAGGAAAUAACACCUUCCUGUUUCAAAUUCCAGAUCUUGCAACUAGAGAGUGGGUUCUUCAUUCCAAGAUUCCAUGGCAUGUGUCACAAAGAACUUUGUAUCUCCAGCCAUGGAAACCUAAUCUGGAUUUGUCCAAGAUUAAACCCUCGAAGAUACAUAUCUGGGUUAAAAUUUGGGGAGUUCCUAUGACUUUGUACACAUCUCAAGGGCUAGGAUAUGUGGCUAGUGCCAUUGGAGUCCCUGUUUGUCUUGAUAAGGCCACAAAAGAGCGUGUUCACAUCAACUAUGCACAGGUGUGUGUUGAAGUGGAUGCAGACAAAGUUGCAGAUCUUCCAUCCUCGAUCCUUAUUAAUGGUGUGAACCAACAACCAAUAGAGCUUCUCUUUGAGUAUCUGUGGCUCCCUGUGCAAUGUGGAAAUUGCAAGAAGGAGGGACAUCUUAAAAAGGACUGUACAAAGAAGUUCCAAAGGGAACCUAUUAAGAAACAAGAAUGGAAGGUAAUCUCAAAGAAGAAGACACAUGAAGAACUCGAGAAAGUGGUUUCUACUAUUGUUAUCCCUUCUCAUUUGAGCAUGCCGGAUCUUGAGCUAGAUAGUCAGCCCUUAGUACCAGCCAAGGAUAUACAGAUAGUAUCACCAUCUAUUUUACUUGAGCAAGAGUUUGCCCUUAAGCAGAAGAGAUCUAGAGCUGCUUCUCAAGGUGUUGCUAUAGCCACAAAAGCUUUAUUGCCACGGCCAAGACAGUCCAAGAAAAGUUCAAACUCCUCAAGUGAGCAAAAUUUUUUGGCAGUAUCUAGCUUUUUGUUGCCUGGGUGGCUAGGACACAACAACUAUGAGUAUGCAAGCUUAGGAAGGAUUUGGGUGUUUCAUAGGCCUCAUAUUCAGAUUAUUGUUUCAAAAGCCACUUCCCAAGCUAUGCAUUGUCAUACUUUUGACAGUACUACUGGCAAGUAUUUCUUCCUCAGUGUGAUCUAUGCGAACUCAUACUAUGAGAAUGUUAGACAAGAACUAUGGAAAGAGCUGGUUCUUAUCAGUAAAGCUUUCCCUCAAGUGCCUUGGCUGGUGGGGGGAGAUUUUAAUGAGAUCCGAUCAAUUGAGGAGAGGUCAGAUUGGCAACAAUCACUCACUUUUGCAAAGAGUUCUGAAUUUUUCCAAAACCAACUCAAUGAAGCAGAGUUGCAUGAUCUUCCUUCAAGUGGUUCUUAUUUUACAUGGGCUAAUAGCACAAUUUCUAAAAAGUUGGACAGACUCAUGGUGAAUGAAGUUUGGCUAGAAAAAUUUCCAUCCACUAAAACGUCUUUUCUGCCACCUGGAUGCUCAGAUCAUUGUGCUGGUUUGGUUGAAAUUACUUUGCCUAUGGUCAAUAACAGAAAGAAGCCAUUUAAGUUUUUUACCCUUCAGACCAAGAAUGAGGCCUUCUUGACAACAGUUAAACAAAUUUGGGACUCUACACACAUAAAAGGUUGUGCGAUGUAUCAACUUUGUAAGAAACUCAAAGCCCUAAAGCCAGCUUUGAAAAAAUUGAAUAGUGAUCACUAUGGGGACAUACAAGGCAAACUGCAACAGGAAAGAGAUAAGCUACAUAUGCUGCAACUUGAUCUAUUAGCUAACCCACAUGAAGAUUUAAUACAAGUUGAGCAUGAGCAAGCCAAUAAAGUAGCAGCUUUGCAACUAGCUGAGGAGUCUUUCUUUAGGCAGAAAUCAAGGGUCAAAUGGCUACAAGAAGGCAGUAGCAAUACCACAUAUUUUCAUAAAGUGGUAAAAAUAAGAAAGAUGAAGAAUACAAUUAUUGAACUCACUACAAUGGAUGGAAGGAAACUUACAGCCUUACCUGACAUGGAGGCUAAAGCUGUACAAUUCUACCAAACUUUGUUAAGAGCACAAGAUGUAAAUUGUAGAAGGGCAGAUGGUCAAUGGCUCAAAGACUUGCUGCAAUUCCAAUUGCCAGAGGAUCUAUGUACUUUGCUUACACAACCGGUGACUGCAACAGAAAUUAAGGCUGUUGUGUUCAACAGCCCUGGAAAUAAGGCACCUAGGCUUGAUGGCUACACAGCAGGAUUUUUUUAAGGCCUCCUGGACGGUUGUAGGUGAUUUGGUGAUAAAGGCAAUUCAAGAAUUUUUUACAACUGGAAAAAUACUAAAGGAAUUGAACUCUACAUUGAUAACCUUGGUUCCAAAGGUCUCAAAUCCUACUAGAAUGUCUGAGUUCAGGCCAAUUUCCUGCUGCAAUAUACUUUAUAAAUUCAU